Molecule: messenger RNA, 1428 nt
Organism: Medicago truncatula (barrel medic)
Lineage: Eukaryota; Viridiplantae; Streptophyta; Magnoliopsida; Fabales; Fabaceae
Product: reticulocalbin-2
Exons: 6
Coding region: 102-965 (287 amino acids)
Cellular component (GO): endoplasmic reticulum
Molecular function (GO): calcium ion binding
Source: RefSeq, a predicted model, not a curated record
CCUGCAAAACAUACUUGCCAAACUCUUCUCUUUUACAUCAGCAACUAAAAUAUCGAAUUCUGAUCUGAAUCCAAUAGGGAGAGAGGGAAGAAGGGGUGAUAAUGAUAAAGUCGAUAUUAGUUUACACAAUAAUCAUAAUUAGUGUCCUCUUUCUCCUCUCCCGCACUCAUAACAAACAACAACAGAUUCACCCUUCUGCCGAGUGGGAUGAGGAUGAGUUCAAUGUCACUAACAGAAUCGCCCGCCUCUUCCCUGAAAUCGAUGUGGACCCCACUGAUCAGUUUGUCUCCGUUCAGGAAUUGACUCAGUGGAACGUUCAUCAUGUCCAACGACAGAUUUUGCAUCACAGCCAGAAGGAGAUGGUUGUUUAUGAUAAGAAUCGCGAUGGUUUUGUUUCCUUCUCCGAGUUCGGUCUUUUCACUCCCACUACAGGUGAUCCUUUUGGUUACGAUUUGAGGCUGUUGGAAGAAGAGCAUUUUAAUGCAUCAGAUGUAGAUGGUGAUGGUCUUCUGAACUUAGCUGAAUUCAAUGAUUUUCUUCACCCCGCUGACAGCAAUAACCCAAGGCUUCAACAAUGGUUGUGCAAGGAGGAAGUCCGGGAAAGAGAUAUGGACAGAGAUGGGAAAGUCAGUUUUAGAGAGUUUUUCUAUGGGCUCUAUGAUUUGGUAAGCAACUAUGAUGAAAAAAGUCACAAUGAUUCACAUCAUUCUGAUCAUUCAAUGGAUGCUUCAGCUAAGGUUUUGUUUUCUCAGCUUGACAAAGAUUUUGACGGGUAUUUGUCCGAUAUUGAACUGUUGCCUAUAAUUGGGAAAGUUCAUCCAUCUGGACAUUAUUAUGCAACAAAACAGGCAGAAUACUUAAUGUCACAGGCAGAGGUUGACAAUGAUGGGCGCCUUAAUUUGACUGAGAUGAUUGAUAAUGCAUAUACAUUAUUUGUUUCUAUUUUCCCGGACGAGUUCUUUUAAGGACAUGUUAGGAAAUUUUGGCAAAUGAGUCUAGAUUUGAAUCCUAUCACUGCAAUUUUUUGCAAUAUCAGUGACAAUGAGUCAUUUUUGAGUUGAAUGGCACAAGUUCAUCGUAGCAGCAGGGAGCUGGGACCAGCAUUGGUAGUCAUACAGUAAUGGACAAAAAACUGGAUCUUCAAUUGGCGUUGCUAAUAGGUGUGGAAUGCUCAUGAAAUCAAUAAAGUAGCUGGUGCUGUCAGCUAUACUCACGUUGGGCAAUUAUUAUGAGCAGGUGCAGCUAGUAGGAUUUCAAGUCAGCAUAUCUUGUAAUUUUGAUUGCUCUUUUCUUAGCUUUUCUUGUGCUUCGACUAGAGCCUAGUAAUGUAUUUCUUUGCAUCUUAAAAAAACAUAACAGUGGGACUAUUUUUUAUGGAUAAAAAUAUAUACGAUAAUUUCUUGUCUGAUAAUAAAUCUUUAUUUUGAA